GAAGGAGUCUUGGAAAAACUGCAAGUCCCAGAGAUCCCCGCAUCAGUGAACCUCCAGCCCGGGCUUCAAUAACAUGGCAGCGCCGUCCAGCAACACAUGCGGGCUCACGGAGCGCUCUAUCCGGGAGCGGGUCCCCCCUCUGCUCACCGACCUGUACCAGGUCACCAUGGCGUACGCGUACUGGCGGACCGGGCGGCACCAGGAGCCCGCCGUGUUCGAGCUCUUCUUCAGGAACAACCCUUUCGGCGGAGGCUUCACGCUGUUCGCCGGGAUGCAAGACUGUCUGCUGUUCCUGCGCAGCUUUCACUUCACAGACGAAGAUGUGGAGUUCCUGCGCUCAGUCCUGCCCCCGGCCACAGACCCCGCCUUCUUCCAGUUCCUGCGAGGCCUGGACUGCUCUGGCGUCACACUCCGUGCCAUCCCAGAGGGCACUGUGGUGUUUGCGAGGGUGCCUCUGAUGGAGGUGGCAGGUCCGCUCGCUGUUGUUCAACUGCUGGAGACUAGUCUAUUGUGUCUGGUCAACUACGCCAGUCUGGUGUGCAGCAACGCGGCACGUUUCCGCCUGGCGGCCGGCCCCAAGAGGAAGCUGUUGGAACUGGGCCUCAGGAGGGCCCAGGGACCAGAUGGAGGGCUCACCGCCUCACGAUACACACACAUUGGAGGGUUUGAUUUCACCAGUAACGUUCAGGCUGGUUUCCAGUAUGGGGUCCCAGUUGCAGGGACCAUGGCACACUCCUACGUCACGUCCUUUACCUCCCUGGAGGAAGUCUUGCCAAAAACUCUUGUGGCGGUGAACGGGGACUCCACUCCAGUGGACAUAAUUUUGUUGACAAAGGGCUGGUUGAGUCGUGUGUGUGAGCUCCUGGGAUCGCAGCCUGGGAAGAUCCACGAGGGCGAGUUGGCGGCCUUUUUGUCCUACGCCAUCGCCUACCCUCAGAACUUCCUCCCUGUGAUUGACAGCUUCAGCGUCAGCUGCAGUGGUCUGUUGAACUUCUGUGCUGUGGCCUUGGCGUUGUGUGAGUUGGACUACAAACCGCUCGGAGUCCGUCUGGACAGCGGAGAUCUCUGCAGGCAGUCGCUGGAAGUCCGCCGUGUGUUCAGACUCUGCAGCAAGCAUUUCUCCGUCUCUGCCUUCGACUCUCUGACUAUCGUCGGGACCAACAACAUCACAGAGCAGAGCAUGGCGGAGCUCAACGAGAAGGAGAAUGAGAUCGAUGUGGUUGGUGUUGGAACACAUCUGGUCACCUGCACACAACAACCCUCGCUGGGCUGUGUGUACAAGCUGGUGGAGGUGAGGGCUAGUCCCAGGAUGAAGAUUAGCGAGGACCCAGAGAAGAGCACUGUCCCUGGGAGGAAAGCUGUCUACAGGCUGAUAGAUGCUGAGGGCCAUGCUUUUCUGGACCUGGUGUGUCUGGUAGCGGAGGCUCCUCCUGAGGCAGGGGUCUCUCUGAGCUGUUACCCUCUGAGCUGCGACACGUCCUGUGUGUCAGUCAUUCCCGCUCAGGUCAUCUGUCUGCGCCAGGACAUGUUCACCAAAGGACGGGUCACACAGCCUCUGUGCAGCGCUACAGAAACUAGAGCAAAGGUCCAGAGCUCCCUCCAGACUCUGCACCCUCGACACAAGAGGCUGCAGGAGCCAGACUCUUACACAGUGGCGCUGUCAGAGAAGCUCCAUACCCUGGUCACAGAGAUCCGAGAAGGAAGCUCCAACAACAGCAACUUUCUGUUAGCCAACUAAGAAGACAACUGCUUUGUUUUCAUCUCCUGUUGUUAUUCUAAACAUUCUUUUUCCAAAGUAACUGAAAUUAAAAUUGAUUAAAUUGAUGGAUAAUGAAACUGUUGGGAACCGUCAGUCACACAUGCUGUUAACACAUCAAUGUGGAUAACAUUAUAAGCUAAUGGUCUUUGACCUAUUAUCCCCCGAUAUAUUUAUGGUUUGAGUCUGGGAUAAACAUUUAAAUAAAGAAGUCUCACUGUUAAAAAUGUUAAGAAAAAUGAACGUGCUAAUUAUCUCAAAUUGAUCAAAAAACUAACCUAAAUAUAUUCCUAAAAAAGGUUUAUUCACAUCAAUAAUAAGAGUUGAACAUUCUUAACCUAAAAAAUAAAUCUUUAGAAGAAGAUGAAGAAGAUUCAACUUAUUGUCAUUACGUGGUACAGGUACUAUGUAACGAAAUGAUUUCUCUGCAUUUGACCCAUCCUAGUGUUAGGAGCAGUGGGCUGCCAUUAUGUACGGCGCCCGGGGACUUUAUUUACCUCUGGAUAAAGGUAGUACAUUUGCUGUCAUCCAUCAGUUAUUGCUGUGAACAUUGGGAGUAAAAAGUGCCCAUAUUUAAAAUGUUGAAUGAGUUGCAGGACAAAAAAUAUAGAUAUUUUAUUUACUCGUGAAGUAACUCUUGAACCAUGUAUGUGAACCAAGAAAGAAACUACAGAUUGACCCUUUAAUAUACAAAAUGUUAUAGUUAGCAGGCGCAGUAUACAAGUCAAACAGUAUUUGUAUACUGUCUUAAAUUUCUCAGACAAAUCUUGUACUUUUCAUUUUUAUUACCUUGUCAAAAUGUGUCUGGGGAUCAUCUAUUUAACCUAACGUUCGAUAUAAUCAUCAAACAACUAUAUUGCAGCAUCCAGGGGAAAUAAAGUUACUUUUCUCAGGACUUGGUGGGAACCAAAAUAAGUAAAAGAAGAUUAAAAGCUGCACAUAUAUUCAUCGGGUUGACAAAAACACAACUGCAAUGCGAUGUUAAAGUUGCUGUUCUGUAAAUAGCAUAGGUAAAUACGCAGUUUGCUAACACAAGUACCAGAACCACCUUAUAAUAUGUCAGUGCUAUGUUUUUCAGCUUUUGUAUGCCCUCUAGUGACUACAAAAAGUAUUAAUGCAACUUUACCUUCUGACAAUAUUUUGUAUUAUUAUUUUAAUACCAAAUCAAACAAAACUUAUAUGUGUAUUUUUGUUUCAUACAUCAUUUUUAUUAAAGCCACUAAGUAUAGAAUUGUAUCUUGGUCUGUAAAUAUCUGUGCAAACUAUUUGGGAUUAAAGAAAGAUGUAUGAAGAUU
Molecule: messenger RNA, 3051 nt
Organism: Gymnodraco acuticeps
Lineage: Eukaryota; Metazoa; Chordata; Actinopteri; Perciformes; Bathydraconidae
Gene: naprt
Product: nicotinate phosphoribosyltransferase
Exons: 13
Coding region: 74-1738 (554 amino acids)
Biological process (GO): NAD+ biosynthetic process
Molecular function (GO): nicotinate phosphoribosyltransferase activity
Source: RefSeq, a predicted model, not a curated record